AUGGCUACUCGCACCAUGGAAGCCCGAACUGGCCGGACAAACCAGCGAUACUCACCGACAGGCGAGCGUCUCGUCGCAGGCGUCGUCCCGCUCUCCCCCGACAAGUCCAAGGUCCUGCUCAUCCAAUCUGCCCGCCCCGGCGCCUGGGUGCUCCCCAAGGGCGGCUGGGAGCUCGACGAGCCCUCCGCCCAGGUCGCCGCCGUCCGCGAGGCGUGGGAAGAGGCCGGCGUCGUCUGCACCGUCACCUCAGACCUGGGCAAGAUCCCCGACAUGCGCAGCGCAGUGCAGAUAUCGGCCAAGGCGCCGCGCGUGCUCUACCAGUUCUUCGAGGUGCGCGUGGAUCGCGAGGAGAGCCAGUGGCCUGAGAUGCACAAGCGGAAGAGGCAGUGGGUGACUUAUCCGCAGGCGGCGGCGGCGUUGGUUGCGCGGCCGGAGCUGCUCGACGCCCUCAACAGGAGCUCCAUCAAGCGGUGA
This is a messenger RNA of Nannizzia gypsea CBS 118893, 474 nucleotides long. RefSeq names its product diphosphoinositol polyphosphate phosphohydrolase aps1. The transcript is spliced from 2 exons. Bases 1 to 474 code for a protein of 157 amino acids. The record is from RefSeq and is a predicted model, not a curated record. Gene Ontology annotation, biological process: diphosphoinositol polyphosphate metabolic process; adenosine 5'-(hexahydrogen pentaphosphate) catabolic process; diadenosine pentaphosphate catabolic process. Gene Ontology annotation, cellular component: nucleus; cytoplasm. NCBI's taxonomy places the organism in Eukaryota, Fungi, Ascomycota, Eurotiomycetes, Onygenales, Arthrodermataceae. Gene Ontology annotation, molecular function: endopolyphosphatase activity; diphosphoinositol-polyphosphate diphosphatase activity; bis(5'-adenosyl)-pentaphosphatase activity.